This is a messenger RNA of Podospora anserina S mat+, 1506 nucleotides long. RefSeq lists its product as uncharacterized. The record is from RefSeq and is a predicted model, not a curated record. Gene Ontology annotation, cellular component: endoplasmic reticulum membrane. The coding region runs from base 1 to 1506 and encodes 501 amino acids. Gene Ontology annotation, biological process: protein N-linked glycosylation. Gene Ontology annotation, molecular function: dolichyl pyrophosphate Glc1Man9GlcNAc2 alpha-1,3-glucosyltransferase activity. The transcript is spliced from 3 exons. Lineage: Eukaryota; Fungi; Ascomycota; Sordariomycetes; Sordariales; Podosporaceae.
AUGGGAGAGAUCUAUCCUACUCUUGCGCAAUGCGCCGUAGUGGCUGCCGCAUUCAAAAUCUUGUUGUUCCCAGCAUACAAAUCGACCGAUUUCGAAGUCCACCGAAACUGGCUCGCCAUCACCAACAGCCUGCCAUUAUGGGAGUGGUACUACGAAAAGACGUCCGAAUGGACGCUCGACUACCCUCCGUUCUUUGCAUACUUUGAAUGGAUCAUGUCACAGGUCGCGAAGCUGGCUGACCCGGCCAUGCUGAGGGUGCGCAAUCUCGAAUACGCUAGCUGGGAGACGGUAUACUUUCAGAGGCUCACUGUGAUUAUCACGGAACUUCUUUUGGUCUACGCUCUCCAAUUAUUUGUGGACUCAAGCCAUGGCACAUCGAAGCGCGCGGCCCAGGCGGCUGCCUUUUCUAUCCUGUUGUCACCAGGUCUCCUUAUUAUCGAUCACAUUCACUUCCAGUACAACGGGUGCAUGUACGGCAUCCUCAUUUGGUCCCUGAUUUUGGCUAGGAAGAAGUCGACCUUACUGUGGAGCGGCCUGUUGUUUGCGGCGCUGCUGUGCAUGAAGCACAUCUACCUCUACCUCGCGCCGGCAUACUUUGUCUUCCUGCUCAGGGCCUACUGCCUUUCUCCAAAGUCGAUAUUCCGGAUUCAGUUUCUCAACUGCGUGAAGCUGGGCGGAGGAAUUGCGGCCAUCUUUGGGGUGGCGUUUGGUCCGUUUGCUCUCAAGGGGCAGAUCCCCCAGAUCUUGAGCCGGCUGUUCCCCUUUUCUCGGGGUCUAUGCCAUGCUUACUGGGCGCCAAACGUGUGGGCCAUCUAUUCGUUUGUGGACCGAGUCUUGAUCGUCCUCGCGCCCAGAAUUGGUUUGUCGGUCAAGAGCAGCGCGCUCCAAAGCGUCACCCGUGGCUUGGUCGGAGACACUGCGUUUGCCGUCCUUCCCGACAUCACGCCACAGGUGUGCUUCGCCUCGACUUUGAUCUUCCAGGUCAUUCCUCUUGUGAGGCUGUUUGGUCAGCCCACAUGGGAUACCUUUAUUGGAGCUGUCACGCUGUGCGGUUAUGCUUCCUUCCUGUUCGGAUGGCACGUCCACGAGAAAGCCAUCCUCCUGGUCAUCAUACCAUUCAGCCUCAUUGCUCUCAGGGACAGACGCUAUCUUGGUGCCUUCCGGCCGCUGGCUGUUGCGGGACAUGUUUCACUGUUCCCGCUCCUGUUCACACCGGCCGAGUUCCCGAUCAAGACCGCAUAUACCAUUUUCUGGUUGAUCCUGUUCCUAAUGGCAUUCGACCGUCUCGCGCCUGCAUCGCCCCGGCCGAGGUUCUUCUUGUUUGACCGCUUCAGCACGCUCUACAUCACAGUGAGCAUCCCGCUCAUACUGUACUGCUCGCUGCUGCACGGGAUCAUUUUCGGCAGAAGUUACGAGUUUCUCCCUCUCAUGUUCACCAGUUCGUACUCGGCUAUAGGAGUUGUCGGCAGCUGGGUGGGCUUUUUGGUGGUUUACUUCACCUCAUAG